AUGCAGAGAACUGGCCGAAAACAAAGAGGCACCGCCAGAGGGGUGCAGAAAGCUUCUGCAGGAGAUCCUACCAUUGUCAUAGGCAUAGACUUUGGGACCACUUUCUCCGGUGUCGCGUGGGCUCGAUCGAGCCGACCAGAACAAGUCAAUAUAAUAACUAGCUGGAAAUCUCGCUUCAAUUUUAACAGCGACAAGGAAAAAGUACCAACCAUAAUCUCUCACGAGGAGAAAGAUGGCGCACCUCUUUGGGGCUAUGUCGCUCCACAGGGAUCGGCCUCCAUCCAAUGGUUUAAGCUCUGUCUUCUGGAUAAAGAAGACAUACCGCAGUAUCAAAGAGGUUCAGAACAUCUUAAAGCCGCAAUGGCUUCACUAGAAAAGUCCAACGCCCAUGUUGUGGAUGUUAUCAGCGACUACCUACGAGAGUUAUGGCAGUAUACCAUGAACUGCAUUGAGCGAGCUGAGGGAGCAUCAAUAGUCGAUGUUUCCGCGUUCAAAGUGGUUGUCACUCUACCAGCGAUCUGGCCUGCAUAUGCUCAGUUUCGAAUGAAAGAGGCAGUUGAAAGAGCAGGAAUCUUGAACAUUCGUGGCGUUUUUGAUACUGCUCUGGAGUUUAUUUCAGAGCCUGAAGCGGCGGCAUUGGCAGCUUUGCAAGAUCUGUCUGAUAGGGCAGAUAUGGUGCCCGGUGAUCAUUUUGUCGUCUGUGAUGCUGGUGGAGGCACUGUAGAUGUGAUCACAUAUACUAUCGUCAGUAAAGAUCCAAUCAGAGUUAAAGAAAGCGUCAGAGGAGAUGGAAAGCUCUGUGGCGCUACGUUUGUGGACGAGCUUUUCCGAAAUCUCCUUAGGCAAAAGAUCCCUUCAAGUACCUGGGAAAGACUUGGAGAAGACGGAAUAGCUCGUCUUAUGAACAAUGAAUGGGAGAAUGGCAUAAAGCCACAGUUCAACGACGAUGGCCGCAAGUGGUCGAUACAAGCCCCCGUCAGUUCACGGAAGAGAGAUCACGAACAAUACAUUUCUUCAGAUAUCAGUAUUCACAAUUAUGAAAUUGUCAACGUGUUUCACCCCAUAACCAGCCAGAUUGUGGAACUUGUAACAGCUCAAGUUAACGAAGUGAAGAUGCGGUACAAAAAGCAGGCCAAGUUUGUGAUCUUAGUCGGUGGUUUUGGGCGAUGCCACUAUCUAUAUAACUGUCUGAUUGAAGGUCUUAGGGGCAAAGUAGAGGUUUUACAGAGCUCUGGAGCACGGCCCUGGACGGCCGUCUGCCGCGGCGCGGCUAUCAGAGGGCUUGAACAAUCUGAUGGCAAAACCGAGUCCGCGAUUUGCUCGAGGAUUGCCAGAGCCAGUUACGGUACAAUGUGCAACGUGAUACCGUGGUCUGAAAAAGACCAUAGUAUCCAAGAUCGGGAGUGGUGCUCGAUCGCACGAGUGUAUAUGGCCGCUGACCAAGCCUCCUGGUUUCUGCGUAUUGGCGAGACUAUAACCGUGGGUAAAUCCAUCGAACUAGGAUUCAGUCAAGAUUUCGAAUCACCAGCUAGCGAAAUUGUCACAAACCUGAUCUACUCCAACAGCCCGCAACCAUCAGAACGAUGCGAUGAUACCGUCAAAGAGCUCUGCCAGUUACGCUGGUCGAGGAUCCCCAAAUUCGAUGAUCUCCCAACAUGGACGAAUAACAAGGGCCGCAUCAUCAGGAGACUCUCCUAUGUGAUCAAGAUGACUUCCAACGGCGUGUCCUUGGAUUUUGAGAUUUCACACGACGACAGAAUUGUCGCAUCGAAAAAUGUCGCGGCUGAUUAUAGCGAGAGUGGCACUGCAGCACACCGGCAUGCUGGACAUCUUGGCGACGACAAUAGUGGCACCUAUGUGCCUCCUGGAAAGGGGCCAGGAGGCUGGGACGACGAAUUUGAUGAUGAUUAAUUUCCAUAAGUGAGACUUUGUCUACGGUGGCGUUGGGGAACGGAAUAUAUUGGUUGUGAAUUUUAGCGCAAGGAAAACAC
Trichoderma asperellum CBS 433.97 is the source of this 1991-nucleotide messenger RNA. RefSeq lists its product as uncharacterized. The record is from RefSeq and is a predicted model, not a curated record. NCBI's taxonomy places the organism in Eukaryota, Fungi, Ascomycota, Sordariomycetes, Hypocreales, Hypocreaceae. Gene Ontology annotation, molecular function: ATP-dependent protein folding chaperone; ATP binding.